Molecule: messenger RNA, 3012 nt
Organism: Orbicella faveolata
Lineage: Eukaryota; Metazoa; Cnidaria; Anthozoa; Scleractinia; Merulinidae
Source: RefSeq, a predicted model, not a curated record
UUUUUUUUAAAAUAGCAAUUUGAAUGUUUUGAAUCAUCCAAGAUUAUAGUUUAGUUCAUUCUGUCGUGAAAUUAUAUGUAAAUUUUGAGGGAAGUCGAUGCCGUAAGAGUUAAAAAUCUCUUUGACUUUUUCAGCAUUUUGACGAUGACUUUUCACUUGCAUGUAAGCAUAUCUCAGCUUCCUGAUGGAAAAGAAGCAUUGUUGUUAAGUUGUUGCUGAGUGAUUCAAGCUUCUUUGUGGAAAUCAGACCUUUGAUCUUAAGUUACAUCCAUAAACCUCGAAUUUUGUCCUCUCAUAGUCAUACCAGAGUGUAUAAAGUGGAUGAAUUUUGUGGUUUUGUGGAUUGUUUCUCAGUAAAACACUUGCUACAAUGGCUCAUCUUCUUGGAAGUCAAGCUUGUUUGGACAGCUUAAGGCAGGACAUAAGUGAUGUUCAAACAACAGUAAUGGAUUUGUUGUCCAGAGUGGGACCUGUCAGAAGUCCUUCAUGGAAAUAUCCGGAUAAAAUAUCAUGUGAACUUGAUAUUGAUGAUCUACUGGAAAGAUAUUCAUAUUCCAAUGAUGACGACCACUGCAAACUGUCACACAUCAUUCUCUUUGAACUUUUGAUCGACAGGCUUGUGCUACUGCUUCAAGGUAUGGCUCAGUAUAGUGAUCAGCUGCUGACCACGUGCAAUGGCAGGCCUGGUAGUGGUAAAAUUCUUGGUUCUGCCAUGUCUGUUGGAUUGGUGGCUAAAAAGUUCUGGAGCAAAUUGGUUCAUGCUCAACAGACAACACAGCAGCUUCAGUUUGAGAGUAAAACCAAGAACAAGACAAUGUCCAAAAUGGAGGGCACUAUUACAGAGCUGCGAGAUGAGGUGAAACUUUUUAAACAAGCUUUGGAUAAAAGAUCAGGCAAAUCAUCUGUCGUUAAAGGGAAAGUUCAAAGUCAGAGUGCAAAUAGAUCUUCCGUCAAGUUUAUUCUUUCACCAUCAGAGGAAUUAUCCCUAGAAAGCUCAACUCCUGCGCAAGAUCUUACUCUUGCUGUUGAAGAUGUUGCUAAUGCCAAGACUUGUCAGGAAUCAUCAACACAGACAUAUGACACAGCAUUCAUACCUUGUGAAGCUUGUGCAAGAACCCAGCAAAAUCUUAUUGAAGUUGGUAGUAUGGUCAUUAAAGUUUGUGAAUCUCAAGGCCUUCCUUCUUCAUUAGCAAAGCAGAAGAAACUCUUGCGGCAGUCACUUAUGGCUGCUGCUGAUGUGUCAAGGUGGACAUCUGAACAAAACCAGGAUCUUGGAAGAAUAAAUGAUCACUUAGACAACUUGUAUGCUCAGAUUAAUCCACUAGAAGAGAAACUUAGCAGAUCAAAACAGGCUUGCACUAAUCUUGAGAAGCAAAUUAAAGACUUAGAAAAGCAACUGUCAGAUGAACACAGUAAAGUCCAGCAAAAGGAGGAAGAAUUUAAACAGCAGCUCAACAAAGUUGUUGCAGAGAAAGAUCAACUGUUAUCUGAUGCAGAAAAAAUGAACAAUGACCUUGUGAAAGGAAAAGAUGUGCUUCAUGACAUUGUAGUUAAAUUGGAAGAAAAGAAAAAGAAGUAUAAAGAGACUGUUAAAACUCUUGGGGAAGAGAACUCCAAACUGUUAACAGAAUUAGAUAAGGAGUCCAAGGAAGUGGCAAGGCUAACAGUCGUAGAAUCUGAAGUUCAACAGUUGAAAGUGGAACUAGAUGAUUUGCAUGCUAAACUGAAGAACACUUCCAUUGAACUGGGCAAAACACAAGCCAGGAAUAAGACAAUGGAAAAACAUGAACAAGCUUUGCAAAGCAAACAUGACGCACUUCUUAAGAGAGUUGAUGAGUUGGACAGUGAAUGUGAAGAGUUAAGGGACAGGGUUCUAGAAACAGAAGGAGAGAGAGACGAGCUUCAAGGUGUGGUGGAAAAUCUUCAUUCUGAAAAGGACAAGCUUUCUGAAGAACUUGAUUCUAAACAGAAUCUUCUUGAAGAACUUAGAAGCGAGAAGGAAAAGCUACUGCGAGAAGUGGAGGAGUUUGAAGCAAAGACGGGAGAACUUGAGCAACAGCUAAAGGAAAGCGAAGAAAAGCUUCAACUUGUGGUUGAGUUUCCGUCUAUUGACGCGGCCAAACAACAGAAGACUUCCCAAUCCGACAAAGAAGUCAUGUUUAAUGGCGACGUGCCGUCAGAAGCAGAUGUCGCUAAAGACAUGGAGCGCCAAGUCAUGGCCAACAACAUAAGAAUUAUGACGCUAGAGGAACAAAAUGAAAAGUUGAGGACCUCUAUCGCUUUUCUGAUGAAUGCCCGUGACAGCAUUUCUAAGAAAAAGGUACAGGAACCUGUUGUCUUGUGGAAGUCUUCUAGUGAAGAACGGCUAAUCGACGAACAGGAAGAUUCACUCCGAAGAUCCCCCGCACUUGCUGUCUACGAAGAAAACCCCAACGUGACACAGAAAAGGCCUGCGUCUGCAAUAAGGGAAGGACAGCGGUCCUACUCAGACAAUUACAUGUCGAAUCAAUUACAACCCCGCCCACCAGCGAAACCUAGAGCCCAGUCCGCUAAGACAAGAACAAAGGCAACAACCUCGAGAUUGACGGAGAAACGACAGAGUGCCUCGCUGAGUGCAAAACUUGCCGCCAGUGGAAAACACGCCACGAGUAUCUUAGGAAGACUAGCGGAAGGAGAACCUCAGAAACACGAAUGGGAGCAUUCCCCCGCCCCCACCUGGGAUGUGACUGCCGGUGACGGGAGGGGUGGGCGUGACUUUGGGGGUGUAAGUCCUACUUCAACACGGUACACCCCUGUGAACGUGUUUGUUUGUACAAGUUGUGAUAAGAUGUACAACACACAAAAAGACUUGGACAUUCAUAAAUCAUUUUGUUAUGGCUCGGUCAGUGAAAAUUACACGUGACCAAAUAGCGCUUAAAGCUUCGAUUGAACUGUUAUGAGUUUGCGAAGAGCAUUGAGAAUUUACACAAAUGUAGAUUAGUAUGAUGCAUUAAAUGCUUAUGAUCUUUGUCA